Aspergillus novofumigatus IBT 16806 is the source of this 440-nucleotide messenger RNA. RefSeq lists its product as uncharacterized. The transcript has a single exon. NCBI's taxonomy places the organism in Eukaryota, Fungi, Ascomycota, Eurotiomycetes, Eurotiales, Aspergillaceae. The coding region runs from base 81 to 347 and encodes 88 amino acids. The record is from RefSeq and is a predicted model, not a curated record.
CACAGUAUCUAAUAAAUAAUUCCAAGUUAGCAACUCACAGGCUUCAUACUUGAAACUGUUAUGUUGCUUUGCAUAAAAGUAUGUGCGCUGAUUCUUCCUUCACUGUGGAUUUUGAUUUUUCAUACCUGAUUUUGUCAUUUCCCCCCUUCCUCAGUCCUUACCAAGUAGAUACUUCUUGGUCCCCACUGUUAUUCCCAAGGACUGGUAGUAUGAUAUUUCUUGCCCUCUCCGUUCUUAUCCCCUCAUUUCUGUCUCUCCUUGCAUUUAUCAGUUUUAGGGAAAAGGGAAGCUUAAAGAGACAGUUCACCGAUAAUGUUGUGUUCUACCUAUUAAUCAGAAGUAAAUAAUAAUAUAAUCAGGAUCACUAGUCUACUAGUUAGAACGGAAGACCGUGAGAAAGUGGUUCCCACAGCUCUUUGUGCACGAACCGCGGAAGAACA